Caenorhabditis elegans is the source of this 950-nucleotide messenger RNA. RefSeq names its product Exocyst complex component Sec10 (gene Y41C4A.12). The transcript has 6 exons. Lineage: Eukaryota; Metazoa; Nematoda; Chromadorea; Rhabditida; Rhabditidae. The coding region runs from base 13 to 849 and encodes 278 amino acids. The record is from RefSeq and is marked reviewed.
CAACAAAAAAAAAUGAAACGAAUCCAGGAAAUCCAGCAAAACCUGGAGCGACUAGCAGAAAUGGAUGAGCACUUGGAGCAAUGUGAAGAGUGGAAUGUGGUGGCUCAGGAAAUUGUGCAAAAAUUGAGCACAAUUCGGAAGGAAGUUGAAAGAAGUGCCGCGCCUACACCGCUUCUGCUCACUCCGCCGGGUUCCUGUGGCUCGGGGAGCAUUUAUUCCGACAUAUCAUCCGAAAUGACAAACGUCUACACAGAAGCCGUCGAAGCCUAUGACCAACAAAUUUACUCAAGAUGUGUUCGACUGGUGGAGGGCGCAAAUAGAGAGUCUCCAGUUGAUAUGUGCCUAAUCUCCCUUGCCCACCACUCCUACGCAGAAAUGGUGAACGCGGCAAGUGGCUCAGACGAUGCUAUGAAAUUUGCAAAAUGGUGGGCAGAAUUUCUGGAUUCCGUUGAAGCUGGACGAGGUCACAGUGAGAAAAUCGAGCUGCUCGACUAUGAAGCAGUGGCCUAUGAGAAAAUUGUAAAAUUAGGAGGGGUUGCAGACGUUGAGAAGCUUAUUGAGGUGGUUGUCAGGAGUUAUGAGAUGGUAACGCUUCUCAACCGUCCAUAUCACAUACUAUCCUUGCAAAAGCUCUUCCGUCUGACAAAUGUGCUCAGUUCUUCCGAAGUUGACUUGGAAUCCGACGCAUUUUCCUCGGCGAAAACUGUCGUUCUAACCGGAAUUCAAAAUGUUCUUCGCGAUCGGAAGAAAUUCGCACAACUUGGAAAGUUCAAUGAGCAUAACAUGAAAAUAGCAAUGCGACGAACUGCUCAACCAGAUUUUCGAGUUCGAUAUUGUGAAAAACGAUGAGAAUUCCAAUUCGUGCCGCCAAUUCUCAAUGUCACCGAUUCCUGGGCUUAAUGAUAUUGUUAUGAGACUUUGAAUUGCCUGAUAAAUACUUUGUCGAAUGA